AUGGGAACUCGCACAAGGAGAACCGACUCACCUUCUUCUGAUAGCGAAGAUGGCACCUUUACCAAAACGGCGAAAAGAGAAGGUGACACUGUUGUUCAAUCGUCGUCUUCAUCGCAUUACGAACAGAUUAGGGAACAAAGGAUGAAAGAGAACGCUGAGAGAAUGCAAAAACUUGGAUUAUUAAACCUUUCUCUUAAGCUCAAGAAACCACCGCGCACUUUCGUCAGGAAAAUCGCCUCACCGACUAACCAAUCAGAAAGACGCUCUUCUAGAUUAAUGACGGUACCUCCGGUUGACUAUACUUUCAAGCUUCCUAAAGCUCAGUAUCAAGAAAAAUCAUCAAGUAAGAGAAAGAAAGAGGUGGUGAUUUAUAUAGCAGAAGGUACAAAGCCUGAGGUUUAUACUGAAGAGCAUGAGAAGCUUCUCGGAGAUUGUGAGACUGAUUGGGAAUUGUUUGUGGAUGGAUAUGAUGAGGAUGGAGACCGUAUAUAUGAUCCGACCAAGGGAGAGAAAUGUCAUCAAUGCAGGCGCACAACUGUUAGUCAGAUGACCAAUUGCAAUAAAUGUGAAUUACCCCAAGGGAUGCUUUGCGGAGAUUGCUUGUACACAAGAUAUGGAGAAAAUGUGACAGAAGCUGAUUUCAAUCUCAAUUGGACUUGUCCUUCUUGUCGAGGAAUUUGCAACUGCAAUAUUUGCCGUAGGAAAAAUGGUUGGAUGCCUACUGGCAAUAUAUACAAUAAGGUGACGAAAUUGGGUUUCAAAUCUGUUGCUCAUUAUCUGAUUAAGACUCGUCGCCUUGGGAAAAACAUGGAAGGCUCAGAUGCUGAAAAUGAUGUUGCUCAGGAAAUGCUAGAGACCUCUCCAGAUUCAACACUGACUGGACAAAUUCGGACUAGGAGGGCUUUUAGAAGUUAA
This is a messenger RNA of Vicia faba (fava bean), 915 nucleotides long. NCBI's taxonomy places the organism in Eukaryota, Viridiplantae, Streptophyta, Magnoliopsida, Fabales, Fabaceae. The record is from the annotation of a GenBank genome assembly.